GGGGGAGGGUCCAUACGUGGCACCGAAGAAAUCUGUGCGAAUCACGGAGCCCCGUGCUAGUCCUGCGCCGCGAGGUCCGGUCCGGUAGGCUGCGUUUCCGAAGGAGAAGCGAAGGCACCUCCCACUUUGAAGAUGAUGAAGACCACGAAAAAGCAUUCCUCGUUCAUCUCCCUGGGCCUGUUCCUGCUCAUCUCGGCCUCACGGGCAGAAAUUUUCACGUCAAUUGGACAAAUGACAGACUUGAUAUAUACGGAGAAGGAGCUGGUUCAGUCCCUGAAGGAGUACAUCCAGGCCGAGGAGUCUAAGCUAGCGGCUGUCAAGAGCUGGACCAGUAAGCUAGACAGGCUGACGCGAAUGUCCACCUCGGACCCUGAGGGCUACCUGGCACACCCCGUCAACGCCUACAAGCUGGUGAAGAGGCUCAACACCGAGUGGUCCGAACUGGAGAGCUUGGUGCUCCAGAAUCCAUCUGAUGGGUUCAUCGCCAAUAUUUCGGUGCACCGACAGUACUUCCCUGACGAGGAGGAUGAGAAGGGGGCAGCGAAGGCACUCAUGCGCCUGCAGGACACGUACAAGCUGGACUCUGAGAGUUUCUCCAAGGGAAAGCUGCCAGGGGUGCGCUAUAACAGCCAGCUGACGGUGGACGACUGCUUCGACAUGGGCAAGACGGCCUACAACGAUGCAGACUACUACCAUUCGGUGCUGUGGAUGCAGCAGGCGCUGCGGCAGCUGGAUGCGGGGGAGGAGGCGUCUGUCUCCAAGGGCGACGUGCUGGACUACCUCAGCUACUCCGUCUACCAGAUGGGCGACCUGCAGCGGGCCGUCGAGCUGACCCGGCGCCUGGUGGUCAUCGAUCCCAGCCACCAGAGGGCGGGUGGAAACCUGCAGUAUUUUGAGAAGCUGCUUCAGAAGGAGCUAAGGGCGAGCGAGAGGGCCGAGCCGAACCCUGCUGAGGAGAGGCCAAUUCGGCUGGGAACCUACGACCGGCCCCUGGACUACCUCCCCGAGAGGGAGACGUACGAGGCCCUGUGUCGUGGAGAGGGCAUCAAACUGACCCCCGCGAGGCGCAGCCGGCUCUCCUGCCGCUACAACGACGGCAACCGGAACCCGCGGCUGCUGCUGGCCCCCAUGAAGGAGGAGGACGAGUGGGACAACCCACACAUCGUGCGCUUCCUGGACGCGCUGUCCGACGCGGAGAUAGAGAAGAUCAAAGAGCUGGCCAAGCCCAAGCUUGCAAGAGCAACUGUUCGGGACCCAAAUACCGGAGUUCUGACUGUAGCCCAGUACAGGAUAUCCAAAAGUGCCUGGCUAGAAGGAGAUGAGGACCCCGUGAUUACACGUGUCAACCAGAGAAUAGAAGAUAUCACUGGCCUCUCAGUGGCCACAGCGGAACUCCUGCAGGUUGCAAACUAUGGGGUUGGAGGCCAAUAUGAGCCACACUUUGAUUUCUCGAGGCGUCCUUUUGACAGCGUGUUCAGGACCGAUGGAAAUAGGCUUGCAACCUAUCUGAACUACAAAGAUGAGCCCGAUGCUUUCAAAUCAUUAGGCACUGGAAAUCGCGUGGCUACUUUUUUAAACUAUAUGACUGACGUGGAAGCCGGGGGGGCCACGGUGUUCCCAGACUUUGGUGCCGCCAUCUUGCCCCGGAAGGGGACUGCAGUCUUCUGGUACAACCUGUUCAGAAGUGGGGAAGGCGACUAUAGGACCAGACAUGCAGCCUGUCCUGUGCUCGUAGGAAGUAAAUGGGUCUCGAACAAGUGGUUCCACGAGCGAGGACAGGAGUUCCGAAGGCCGUGCGGCUUGACGGAAGUGGACUGAGGCCCCGCCCCCCCCCCCCCCCAUCUCGCUGAGCCCCUCCCCUCCUCGCUCUUCACUCUUCUAUUCUCACAGGCCAUGAAAUUUAGAAUUGUACGAACGUCCCCAAUGGGCUGACUCCUUGAACCGUGAAAGAGCCCCUUACAGUCUGUGGCACUCGGUGCUUCUGGGUGUCCCGUUUGCAGUAAACUGAUCAAAAUAUAAACCUUCAUUCCAAUAUAUUCUGUCCGUUGUAUUUAUAACACGAAUAAAUUAUUACACUGUGCAAAUGUUCAUGACAUAUUUCAUGGUGAUUUUUUAAAUAAAUGUUGGUUUUGAAACAA
This is a messenger RNA of Brienomyrus brachyistius, 2138 nucleotides long. RefSeq names its product procollagen-proline, 2-oxoglutarate 4-dioxygenase (proline 4-hydroxylase), alpha polypeptide 2 (gene p4ha2). Gene Ontology annotation, cellular component: endoplasmic reticulum. The coding region runs from base 133 to 1818 and encodes 561 amino acids. Gene Ontology annotation, biological process: peptidyl-proline hydroxylation to 4-hydroxy-L-proline. The transcript is spliced from 16 exons. Lineage: Eukaryota; Metazoa; Chordata; Actinopteri; Osteoglossiformes; Mormyridae. The record is from RefSeq and is a predicted model, not a curated record. Gene Ontology annotation, molecular function: protein binding; iron ion binding; L-ascorbic acid binding.